This is a messenger RNA of Aplysia californica (California sea hare), 615 nucleotides long. Its product is annotated as chondroitin proteoglycan-2. The transcript is spliced from 4 exons. The record is from RefSeq and is a predicted model, not a curated record. Lineage: Eukaryota; Metazoa; Mollusca; Gastropoda; Aplysiida; Aplysiidae. The coding region runs from base 105 to 557 and encodes 150 amino acids. Gene Ontology annotation, molecular function: chitin binding. Gene Ontology annotation, cellular component: extracellular region.
AGCUUAUCUGAUCUUGAGUGGGUCCCACUACCAGCCUGGUGUUGUUGACAUCCUGGUGUGUGUGUGUGCGUGUGUGUACGUGCGUACGUGACGUUCUUUGAGACAUGGAGAAGACAGCCAUGAGGUCUUUCUUGAUCUUCUCAACUUUAGCUGCCUGCAUAUAUAAUGGCCUAAGCCAGCAGGUAGAGCUCCAGGUUCCACCGCCAGCCCCCAGCUGUGCUUACGACGACCACAUCGAGGUGGGAUGCUGGGGCUACUUCAAGUGCACGGGAGGCGUGCUCACAACUGUCGCUUGCCCGGUGGGGCAAGUUCUGGAGAGAGAUUCGCUCAAAUGUGUCACGGGUGGCCAUACGGACUGUAAGGUGUCCGUGGACUGUACCGGCAAGAAAGACGGACACUACGCCGACCUGGGGGACAACUGUGAGAGCUACUUCCGGUGCUUCAACCAGCGGUUCUUGGGACAUUUUUAUUGCCCUUCCAAGCUGGUGUUCAAUGACGCCAAACAACAGUGCGACUACCCCACCAACGUGCCAGCCUGUCUCGCACCUGUUGGAUAAUUGUGAGGCAUCGUGGUGAAAUCAAGCGCUCGUCAAAAUAAAGAAACAGAAGAAAUCA